Molecule: messenger RNA, 2510 nt
Organism: Thlaspi arvense
Lineage: Eukaryota; Viridiplantae; Streptophyta; Magnoliopsida; Brassicales; Brassicaceae
Source: the annotation of a GenBank genome assembly
UUUCCGUGCAAUCUUCUUCGUUCGUGCAGAUCUCGCCUCCGGUAAUCGGUCUUAGCCUCUUUCCUAUUGUGGCCUGAUACUGAGAGGAUUCAAAGCUUAACGACCGGAUAACCAUGGCGACGGCUUCAGUUCCUUUUAAGUGUAGGAAAGAUCAUAGGAAGCAAAUGGAAUUAGAGGAAGCUCGUAAAGCCGGGCUUGCUCCAACUGCAGUAGAUGAGGAUGGAAAUGAAAUCAAUCCUCGCAUUCCUCGGUUUAUUGCAGGCGCUCCAUGAGCUUGGAGCAUCAAAAAUAAACCCAAGACUGAUCGUAAUUACACUGAUUGGUGGUAUGACAGAGGUGCAAAAGAUCUUUCACGCCGAUAAACACCGGGAAGGAUCGUGUUCAAAGGAGAUAAUCAAAGUAGAAACAGUGGCCUAGCCCUGGAGACGAAACAUAUGAACGUGUCUAUUCGUUGGAAGCAAUUGAAAAGGGACUGGACAUGCAAUGUGCAAGCGACUCCAACACAAGCUGAGUUGCUCUAUAACAACUUGCAAAGGAGAAACUGAGAUCUCAAACAAUGGAGACAAUCUUGCAAAAGUACGGGAACGCAGCUACAGUAGAUGAAAUUCCCAAGGAGCUUUUGCUUGAGCAAGCGAAAGUCAAGUUGAGUAUGACCGAGCGGGGAGGACUAUGUUGUAAUGCCCACAUAACAUUGGUUUGGUUUGGUUUGGUUUGGUUUAACAACGGAUAUUGGUUUGGCCAAACCGAUUCUGAAUCGAACUAAUUCUUUCUCGUCUGAACUCAACCAAAUUAACUCCUGAUUCUCACAUUUCAACUCUGUGAGACCUAAAUUUGCGAAAUUAAAGCAUUGAGAUAUUUUUCCGUGAUUCAUUUCCAUUUUCGUUUUCUAGUUCUUCCAAUUAGGUCCAACUACAACUAUAAGAACAAUGACUAUUCAUUUUCCCAGCCAAACACUUAGCAAUUAAGCACAUUUACCUAAAAACGCUUUGAAUUUCAAAAAGAGUCAAAAAAAAGAAGAAAAUCAUAAUACCGACCGUUGCUCUGUUCCUCGUCAGACUUCAGUCACUGAUAUAAAAAAAUCUCACCUUGAAAACAUCAUUAGUUCUUCUUCUUAUCCACAGAACAAAGAGAGAACCAGGGAUAGAGAUAGAGAACAGGGAGGGAAAGGAGAGAAGUUGAAAUUUUGAAAACUAAAUCAGUGAGACUCAAUCACAAUGCCUGCGUUGAGAACGAGAACGAAAUCUUCUACACCCGUCGUCACAAACCCUAAUCCAACGACCGGAGGAACCUCAAACGUCUCCAUCUACGAGAAAUGCAGGGAAGACAGGAUCAAGGAGAAUCUCCAGAGGAUGCAGAAUCUCGGCAUCUUGGAUCUCUCACACAAACUCAAAUCUGAGAUCCGACCCCUCAAAAGGCGUUACACCAAAGCCGAUUCGAAUCCGGAUCGUAGAUCCACGGCCCGAGAUACGCCUCCUCUUCAACUCUCCGUCACCACCAGACGAUCCUCAAGAUUGAAGAACGCAGCGCCGGUUACCUACUUCGAGGAAGCCGAAACAAAGAAGGGUAAAGCAUCUAAAGAAGUGAUUUUGUGGCUCGGAGAAGGCGAAAGGCCAGAGAUUUAUACGGAGGAGCAUGAUAAACUGCUAGGUAACACAGAACGAACCUGGGAGCUUUUUGUCGAUGGUUAUGCCAAAGAUGGGAAACGGAUUUAUGAUCCUGUUAGAGGAAAGACUUGCCACCAGUGCAGGCAGAAAACGCUCGGUUAUCGCACACAAUGCAGCAAAUGUCACCCAUCGGUCAUGGGUCAAUUCUGUGGAGAUUGUUUGUACAUGAGGUAUGGAGAACAUGUGCUUGAAACCCUGGAAAAUCCGGACUGGACUUGUCCUGGCUGUCGCGGGAUCUGCAACUGCAGUUUAUGUCGUAAGCAGAAAGGGUGGUUGCCUACCGGCGCAGCUUACAGGAAGGUAGCUAUCUUGAUUAUUACCCGUUUUGCAGAUUCUCUCGUGUUGCAGAAUCGACAUUUAAAGGCUUUUCUUUUUCAGAUAUGUAAGCUCGGGUACAAGUCUGUUGCGCACUAUCUGAUUCAAACCAACAAGCAGUCAGAAACAAGUGAGGGUGACCAAACUGAGGACGCUCCAUCUCAAGCUUUCAAAGAAGCAAAUACAUCUUCUUCUGAAGAUGGUCUCCUCCAGAUCACCGAUGGGCGUGAGCUUCAAGACCAUAGUCUUGGUGAUGAAGGCACAAACAAGAGUCCGGACUCAGCUACAAAGUCGCUGAGCUUCUUGCCAUCUGAGGACAAUCAAACUUCAGCGAUUGAUGUUCAUGUUCUAGGUGAUGUCACGCCAUUAGAUGUGAAGGAGAUGGAUCCAGCAAGUUCUGGGGUCAUGGUGUUUCAUUCUGCAGACAAAGAGAACGGAGAAACAAGAGGAAGCAAGAGAAAAAUGUCUGUUGAGCCAAACGCAAAUAGUAUUGGUGGAAGACUGAGGCAGCGUCGUAAGAGUCAAGCGUGA